Messenger RNA from Abrus precatorius (Indian licorice), 387 nucleotides. Its product is annotated as 14 kDa proline-rich protein DC2.15-like. Lineage: Eukaryota; Viridiplantae; Streptophyta; Magnoliopsida; Fabales; Fabaceae. The record is from RefSeq and is a predicted model, not a curated record. The coding region runs from base 1 to 387 and encodes 128 amino acids. The transcript has a single exon.
AUGGCUUAUAAGGGCACUGUUGCAUGGGCUUAUGUUGCUCUACUCAUGUGUCUCAAUCUACUUUGCUUGACUAUGGUGAGCUCCAACUACAUCCCAGUGGUGCCAGUCCCAACAGAACCAUCUCAAAAGGGUACUUGUCCUUUGGAUGCCCUUAAGUUAGGGGUAUGUGCCGAAGUGUUGAACUUGGCUAAGGUUAAAUUGGGGUCACCACCAACUCACCCUUGCUGCGAACUCAUUAAGGGUCUGGCUAAUCUUGAAGCCGCAACUUGCCUUUGCACUGCCCUCAAAGCCAACGUCCUUGGCAUUAACCUUAAUGUCCCACUUUCCCUGAGCCUCAUUCUCAACAACUGUGGAAAAUACAACAAUGGUUUCUUCCAGUGCCCUUAA